AGCCCGGCGGCGAAGGCGCCGUUGUAAGCAGCGGGGCUGUGGCCGGCCCGGCGACCAACCGGAAUCUGUGCCGCCGGGGGGGUAGAGCAGGUUUAGGGGGUACAGACGAGGAACCUUAAACCCCUUGUUCCAACUUGGAAGGCUGCGUCUGAUGAGAAAUGGAAAUCUGGCUCCAAGUCAUCCUUCCUGUUGUUGACAUCACCUGAAAACUCCACUGAAAAUAUUUCCAGUAGUUUACUGCAAACAACAGCUUUCCCUGAGGACUCAACACCUUGAGUGGUGAACUGUGUGGUGGUACAGGGACUGACUGCUGCAGUCAGCACAGGAGAAGGCUGAAGUUGUCAUUGCCAUUGUCCCCAGCUGGAGGCUGUCCUGUAAGACACAGCUGUGAAAUGUUCCUCAGGAAAAACUGAAGUGGAGAUCAUUAAGAGUCCAGAGGAUGGCAUAGCAUAUCACCACCACCCAGGGAGCCGGGGUCCUUCCUUGCCUGCCUGCAUGCCACUUGAACUGAUCCCAAGCCUUUCUUUUUGGACUGAGGAAACCUGAAAACCUCUCUCUCCUAAUUCAUGAGCCAGCAGGAUGUGGUCGCCGUGCUUUCAGAACGCCUGCUCAUAGCUGCCUACAAAGGCCAAGUGGAGAAUGUGGUGCAGCUUAUCAACAGGGGUGCCAAGGUAGCAGUUACCAAGCAUGGGCGGACACCCCUACAUCUUGCUGCCCACAAGGGUCAUCUCCACGUUGUCCAGGUUUUGUUGAAGGCAGGUUGUGACCUGGAUAUUCAGGAUGAUGGUGAUCAGACAGCAUUGCACCGGGCUGCUGUUGUAGGGAACACUGAUGUUAUAACAGCUCUGAUUCAAGAGGGUUGUGCUUUGGACAGACAAGACAAGGAUGGGAACACUGCUCUACAUGAAGCUUGUUGGCAUGGAUUCAGUCAGUCUGCCAAAGUCCUCGUUAAAGCAGGAGCCAAUGUUCUUGCCAAGAACAAGGCAGGUAACACACCUCUUCACCUGGCUUGCCAGAACAGUCAUUCCCAGAGUACUCGUGUUUUGUUACUUGGAGGAUCUCGGGCAGACCUCAAAAAUAAUGCAGGAGAUACCUGUCUGCAUGUGGCUGCUCGUUAUAAUCACUUGCCCAUCAUUAGGGUGCUGCUCAGUGCUUUCUGUUCUGUCCAUGAAAAGAACCAGGCAGGAGAUACUGCACUCCAUGUAGCUGCUGCUCUGAAUCACAGGAAGGUGGUUAAGCUGUUGCUGGAGGCAGGAGCUGAUGCAUCCGUUGUCAACAAUGCAGGUCAGACCCCUCUAGAGGUUGCCAGACAGCACAAUAACCCUGAGGUUGCACUCCUCCUCACUAAAGCAUCACAGGUCUCACGCUUUAAUCGUGGAAGAAGCCUGAGGAAGAAGAGAGAGAGGCUGAAGGAGGAAAGGCGAGCUCAGUCGGUGCCACGGGAUGAAGUGGUCCAGAGCAAGCAGGGCAGUGUCUCAGCUGCUGAAGACACUCCAAGCAGCGACCAGCAACCACAGAGGAAGAAUGAUCUGAAGGAGGAACCCCGGUCAACCUCACCAGACCUCAAAGGGAAGAAGAGCAAAAAGAAAAAGCCAAAGGAAAAGGUUUCAGCACUGUCGGACCCCAUCUCUCCAGCUGAUCAGCAGACCCUCCCUCAGCCCCAGCAAAACGUGCCCAAGCGCAGAAGUAAACAUCACUGCUCCUCACCACCCCCUCCCCACGAGGUCCGAGCCUACCAGCUCUACACGCUCUAUCGAGGGAAGGAUGGGAAGGUGAUGCAGGCUCCCAUAAAUGGAUGUCGUUGUGAGCCCCUGAUAAAUAAACUGGAGAAUCAGCUGGAGGCAACAGUUGAAGAGAUAAAAGCUGAGUUUGGGACAGUGCAAGAUAAGAUGAAUGUUAAGCUGGGCCAGAUGGAAAGCAAAACUCAACAUCAACUCCGUGUUUUAGACAAGCUGAUGGCUGAGAGGCUGUCGGCGGAGCGGACCGAGUGCCUUUACCGCCUGCAGCAGCACACGGAGCUGGAAAAAAAUGAGGGGGAGAAAAGGCAGAUUUCCUUGGUUGAUGAGCUGAAGACUUGGUGUAUGUUGAAGAUUCAAAAUCUGGAGCUCAAGCUUUCUGGAGAUUCCAGGUCAUCAAGACCAAAAUCAACUUUGUCCACUUGUGAGUCUCUCACGGAGACCUUGGAUACUGAGAACAACCCCAACAGUGCCAAGGACUGCAAAGCCAACCAGCCCACACUGCAGUCAGAGGGGUCCCACCAGCAUUCCUAUAUCACGCUCCCACAUAGCCUCUUGGAAGAUGGGGGAAGGAGCAGAGCCCAGAUGCCAGAACAGAAUUUUGGGCAACAUCUUUGCAUUCAACAAGACGGUGUGUCAGGUACAACCUUGUCAGGCACAGAGCAACAGUUGAUUGUUGGUGGACCAGUCUCUUCUUCUGCUCUUGCCCAAGAUGUCAGGCCAAAGGACAAAGCUGUCAGUGCCAGCACGUUCCACAGGUUGCAGCAGGAGCUGCCCUCCCCUGAGCUUCUGGGCUCCAAAUUAAGACACGUAAAGGUUCAAGCCACUCUGCAGCCUUUGACUGAACCUGCAAAGACUGAGCCACACAGCAGCCACUUCCUCGACAAAGGAACUCAGACAAAGAAGUCCAUCAGAAGUGGUCAGUCGAGGCACAAAGCUCUGCACCACGCCGGGGCACAUCAGAGCCAGGAGCAGCAGCCCCUUCCUCUGCCUGCGGGACAGCCACCUGCUCCUCCUCUCAGAGACACCUCCCAGGCCCUGGAGAUCACACAGUAUUUCUUUGAGGCUGUUUCCACACAGAUGGAGAAGUGGUAUGAACGGAAGAUAGAAGAAGCCCGAUGCCAAGCAAAUCAGAAAGCCCAGCAAGACAAAGCUGCCCUCAAGGAACAUAUCAAAAGCUUAGAAGAGGAGCUCAGCAAAUUAAGGACUAAGGUGCAGAAAGAGAGCUAGCAUCUGCCAAGCAGGUAAAGGCAAGCAAUGGGACUAAUUUUGGAACCUGCUGUAUAGGAACCUGGAAUAUUGUUAUAUACAUUUGUAGUGCCUGUUACACCCAAACAACGCUCUUUUUCAGGAUUAGAAAUAACUUUGGAAACUCCAGAACCAAGGAGAAUUCAUAUGCAGACUGUACUGAUGACAACGAGAUGCUGCAGAUUUGAUCCUUUCUAUGUUAUUUCCAAGAGUCCAUUAAAUAUUGCACUCUCAAUUUCCAGGUGCUGCCUGAAAACAAACUAUAUUAGAAACCAAAACUGCUUUAUCAGAAGGGAAGUUAUUUCCACAUAGCUCGUGUGUGGCUAGAGGGUUGUGGCUAGGGUGUGCUGUAUGUAAACAUGCAGCCAUACCAAUACUGAAAUAAAUUCAGGAUGCUAAAGUUUUUGACAGAAAUUCCUUAGUGAUGAAGGGCUAUUGAUGCUAUUUUAGGUACACCCCAUGGCCUCUCUUUGGUCGCUGGGGAGAAGCUACAGAACCAACUCCCAUUACGAGCCCAGGCAGGUGACAGAUGCAGCCAGGAGGCCAGGCUCUCAGAGAGUGAGAUUCUAAGGUGAGUUAUUCCAUGAGGUACAGAGGCUGCAGUUGAGACUUUACUUUUCUUUUCUUUUUUUUUUUUCGUUUCACAUGAUAAAACAAAUGCUAAAUUAUAUUUGACUUUUUUUUUAAUGCUGUCUUGAUUGCAGAGCUCCUUGUGGUUACACAGUUGUUGGGGCCAUAUUCAAGUAAUCUGAGAAGUUUUGUUUAGGGUGUGGAAGGCAAAUAAUUUUACCCUAACAUUGCUCUACUUGUUAGGUGUAAUUUUUGUAUAAAUCUCUUUUCCAUCAAGCAGCAAAUGGCUGAAUUCUCUACUACUGAGGAAGCCUGAAGAAGUCCUUUAUCUAAAGGAAUAAAGCUUAGUUCCCUGUACUCAAAUAUUUCUUUCUGUCCAGAGUCAGGAUUUUCUCCCAGACACCUUGUCCAGACUGUCUUCCUUCAUUCUGCUGAAUGAUUCCUCUCUGUAUUUUCCCUUACACCUCAAAAAAAAAAAAAAAAAAAAAAAAAAAGGUGACCUGGUGAAUCUGCAGGUCUCAGGACUGAUUUAAUCAACAGUUCCACAAAACAGAACUCAACAACAUUUUAAAGUUUUUAUCACGUGCUUUAUUAUAAAAUCAAAUCUUAAAAUGCUUAUCUUGUUAAGGCUGACAGAUUCCAAAUAACCUGGAGGCAUUCAUUGCAUUUGCCUUUAGGGUUUCUUCCUUAUACCUCUGAGAAGACUCCAUAAUAUUGUUACAAAAGUAAGUUUUCUUAAAAUACCAUGAUAGAAAAAUUGUUCAAAACCACUUAAAAAUACAUGAUAAUGCUGUUAUGCCAAGGACAGAGAUUUUUUUCUGUACUGCCCAAAAAUCAAUUCAAAAUAAUUUACAGUAUUGAAGACACCAUUGGUAAGUAAUUAAGCUUUCAUCUUCUUAGCAGAUGUAUAAAGCAAAGAAAAUUGUAUUAUAUAACAAUAUUUUUAAAGUUCCUAUUAAUGCACUAUCGAGCUGAGAAAAGUGUAUCUGCAGUUUUGGAAAUAAUAGUUUUAUUGCUUUGACUUCUGUAGCCUAAUAGAGACACUUCCAUAUGUUUACAGGUUUGUUUAAGCUACUGUAGGAAUGCAGAAGCAUGCUAUUUA
Messenger RNA from Calypte anna (Anna's hummingbird), 4656 nucleotides. It is a transcript of the gene ANKRD6, whose product is annotated as ankyrin repeat domain 6. Gene Ontology annotation, molecular function: protein binding. Bases 567 to 2966 code for a protein of 799 amino acids. The transcript has 18 exons. The record is from RefSeq and is a predicted model, not a curated record. NCBI's taxonomy places the organism in Eukaryota, Metazoa, Chordata, Aves, Apodiformes, Trochilidae.